AUGGGCUCAUAAUGUUGUAAUGGAUAAAGCAAAUCUCUUAAUUAUGAGAUAGUCAAUGACAGUAUCAAAAACAGUUCUUUGUUUAAACAAUCAAUACAUAGUCUUCCAUUCACUAAUCAAAUGCCAUGCAAUAACGAUGAAAUAUUAGAGUUAAAAAAAGAGAAUGAAAUGGGUCUUCCUCCAAUUAGUGAAAAUAUUAGUCAAGUUAAUGAACUUGAGAAAGAGAAACUAUAAUAGGAUUUAUCUUAAGUAACUGUUGCUCAAGAUCCCAAAUCAACUAAUAAUAUAGCUAAUACAUCAGAUCAAUAAAUUAAAGAAGGCUAUAAUAAUAGGUCUUAAUCUACUCCUUUUAAGAGAAAGACACUUACUUCACUUGGUACAGUUAAAUUGGGAGCAGAUGUGUUUGUAAGUUUAAAAUAGGGCAGUAUUGGAAAAUUUUACUCAACUGGAUCAACAUUAGGAGCUGGUGCUUAUGGAAAAGUGUGGAAAGUUACUCAUAAAACAACUGGUAUAAACUCAAAAUCAUUUAUUAAAUAGGAUUAAUAAGAGCUAUGAAAUAAAUCAAAAAGUCUUCUUUAAUUCAAGAAGAAUAAUAAAGGUUGUUUGCUGAAAUGAAUAUACUCAAGAACUUAGAUCAUCCUCAUAUAGUGAAACUGUAUGAAUUGUAUUAAGAUGCACAGAAUUACUAUUUAGUUACUGAGUAUUUGAGUGGAGGUGAACUCUUUGAGAGAAUCAAAGCUAUGACUAUCUUUAAUGAAAAGAAAGCAGCUGAAUAUAUGAGACAAAUUCUCUCUGCUGUCAUGUAUUGUCAUGAAUAGAAAAUUGUACAUAGAGAUUUAAAACCUGAAAAUAUCUUGUUUGUUAAUGAUUCCUCAACUUCAACCUUGAAAAUUAUCGAUUUUGGAACUUCCAGAAAAUAUGAUCCUUCUAAAAAGAUGACUAAAAAACUAGGAACAGUAAGAAUUUAUUUGAUAUAAUUACUUUUUUUAGCCUUAUUACAUUGCCCCAGAAGUAUUAAAACAAGACUAUAAUGAAAAAUGUGAUAUCUGGUCAUGUGGUGUUAUAUUAUAUAUUUUGUUAUGUGGAUAUCCUCCAUUCAUUGGUAAAACAGAAAAGGAAAUAAUGAAGAAGGUAGGAGAAGGUAAAUAUGAAUUUGAUGGUAAUGUCUUAAUUUCUUAUUAUAAGUGCAGCUGACGAUUGGAAUUAAAUAUCGAAAGAAGCCAAGAAUCUAAUUAAUAGAAUGUUGCAUGUAAAUCCAAAUUUCAGAAUAUCAGCCAAAUAGGCUUUGAGUGAUGCCUGGAUUGUAAAGCAUUGCUCAUAAACUACUACAAACCUCAAUGUUAAUUUGAGAGUACUUUAGAAUCUCUAAAAAUUUUAAGUAUUCUUUAUUAUUUAUUAGGCUAAAUCCAUUUUUUCUUAGGCUGUUUUAUCAUAUAUUGCUUGUUAAAUGACAAAUCAAUUAGAAUAAGAUGAAUUACUUAAAACAUUCCAAAGUCUCGAUAAGAAUAAUGAUGGAAUAUUAUCAAGGGAAGAAUUAAUAGAAGGAUACAAUACAAUCUAUUAAGAUAAGGAGAAAGCAGAAUAAGAAGUUAUUAAAAUUUUGCAAUUGAUAGAUUUGAAUCAAAGUGGUUAAGUAGAUUUUUCAGGUUUAUAUGAUUUAUUUAUAUAUUUAGAAUUCUUGAUGGCAGCUAUGAAUUAAGAGAAGUUGGUAUCUUUAUAGAAGGUCAAGGCAGCAUUUAAAGUUUUUGAUGCAAAUGAUGAUGGCAAGAUCUCUAAAUAAGAAUUAGAAUAAAUGAUUGGAACUUUAGAUUAAGAAUUAUGGGAAUAAAUUCUUGAGGAAUGCAAUGCUCAAGAGUUCAUUACAGAAAAAGAAUUUAUUAAUAUCUUACUUCAUUAAAAAAUUUGA
This is a messenger RNA of Paramecium pentaurelia, 1906 nucleotides long. The record is from the annotation of a GenBank genome assembly. NCBI's taxonomy places the organism in Eukaryota, Ciliophora, Oligohymenophorea, Peniculida, Parameciidae.